AUGUUGGCUCUGGCGGUUCUCGGCCUCAUUGGGCUCGUUUCGUGGUCUCAUGCUGCUGAUACAGUAACGGUCACGAAGCAGGUGUACUUUGACAUCAGCAUUGGAGGCAAGCCGGCCGGCCGUAUUGUCAUUGGACUGUUCGGGAAUGCUGUGCCGAAAACCGCCGAAAAUUUCCUCCAACUCGCAACUGGAUCGAAGGGAUACGGCUACAAGGGCAGCAAAUUCCACCGUGUCAUCAAGGACUUCAUGAUUCAAGGAGGAGAUUUCACUCGUGGAGACGGCACCGGUGGCAAGUCGAUCUAUGGUGAACGUUUCGCAGAUGAGAACUUCGAUUUACACCACUACGGUCCCGGCUGGCUUUCAAUGGCCAAUGCUGGCCCUGACACCAAUGGAUCACAGUUCUUCAUUUGCACAGUCAAGACCCCCUGGCUGGAUGGACGUCACGUCGUCUUCGGCAAAGUUCUUGAAGGCAUGAGCGUCGUCCGCAAAAUCGAAAGCACUGAGACUCAUCCUGGAGAUCGUCCAAAAGAGGAUGUGGUCAUCACCGACUCUGGUGAGCUAGCGCUUGCUGCUCCAUUCGAAACCGAAAAGGCCCCUGUCAGCGAAUAG
Messenger RNA from Haemonchus placei, 609 nucleotides. The record is from the annotation of a GenBank genome assembly. NCBI's taxonomy places the organism in Eukaryota, Metazoa, Nematoda, Chromadorea, Rhabditida, Trichostrongylidae.